CUCAUCGAUUGGCUAGUUAGUGCGGUUAAUCUGAAAUCAACCAAUGGCUGAACGUGUGUUGCCGACAAUCGUCUUGUAUAUGCUGAGUGGCGUGGGUUAGCUUGAGCACUACAUCGACCUACAGCUUAUACACACGGUUUCUUAAGUGCCAAUAAAACAGAAUGGGUCGCACAAAUGCUUCGGGAAAGCCAAAAGGCAGAAUGACUGCCUACGCUUUCUUUGUGCAAACUUGCAGAGAGGAACACAAAAGAAUGCAUCCAGAUGAAUCAGUUGUGUUUGCAGAAUUCUCAAGAAAAUGUUCAGCAAAAUGGAAGGUGAUGUCAGAGAAAGAAAAAAUGAGAUUUGAAGAUAUGGCUAAGAGAGACAAGGAACGUUUUGAAAGAGAGAUGUCGACAUAUGUACCCCCAAAGGGUGAACCCACUGGAAAGAGGAAGAGGAAAAAUAAGGACCCAAAUGCUCCCAAGAGAGGAUUAUCGGCUUUCUUCUUUUUCUGCAAUGAAGAGAGAGCAAAGGUAAAAGCUGCCAAUCCAAGUUUAUCAAUGGGAGAAAUUGCUAGAGAAUUGGGGAAGAGAUGGGAAAAGGUGCAGGGUGCGAGUCGCAGCAAGUACGAGCAAGAUGCUGCCAGAGAUAAAGCCAGAUACGAACAGGAGAUGCAAGCUUAUAAGGCCAAGUCCGGCAUUCCCCAGAAGAAAGGAAGCGCGGCAGCCGCACCAUCACCCAAAAAGAAGGCCCCAGCUGUACAGAAGAAAGAGGAGAGUGAAGAUGACGACGAGGAUGAUGAUGAUGAAGAUGAGGAUGAUGAUGAUGAGGACGAGGAUGAUGAUGAGGAAGAUGACGACUAAACUGGAACAAGGUGUCCCGUAUGAACUGAAAGACAAUGAGGACAUAACAGUUGAAGCAAGAGCAUUUUGGAUGCCGGCCUGGUGACUAUCUUGCCACCUCCGUGUUCCAACUAAACCAUGGGCUGGAGAGUGUCAAUCCCGUUCUGCUUUAAUGUUUAUUUUAGUGGGUUUUUUUUCCUUCACUGCAAACUCUUAAUUUUUAGGAAUUUUUGGAUUGGCAAAGUGUCCCUUCUGCAUUGCCUUUGUUGGAUUUUUAUUCAAUCAGACAUUUUUUGCUGAUAUUUUGCUUGAGUUGGCAAUCUACUAAGGAGUAAAACUGACGUCUCCUAGAAAUCUGGGUUGAUCACAGUGAAAGGAGGGAUCAGAGCUGGGGCAGAUGAAGCUGUGUACUAUCAUACUGGAUUGUCCUGUUCUGCACAAGAUGGUUUAUUUUUGAUGAAAACUAAGUUAGGUGACUUAGAGUUGCAUCAGCUUGUAGAUAAUUGUUACUCUCUCAUCGUAGGUUAUAUUUUCAUCAUACAUUUGUUUUAAACUCGUCCUAUUGCAUCUACACACCAGCUCUCUAGAGCAAUAUUGGUGUCAUUUCAUCAAGCUAUUUAAGGCAAACCUUACCAUGAAUAUUUCAUCGAUACUUCUGCUUCACCAUGUCAUGUGGCUUUGCAGGUUCAGCGUAAGAGAUUGUCACAUUCGAUUCUUUGUUACAUUUAUGAAAUGUUAGCGCAAUCUCACCAGUUCAGCUACAAUAAAAGUGUUUCCUUGUUGAGUGCUUAGCGGCUUGAGCGUCAAGUUGAGACUGGAUGUGAUGGUGAGAGAGAGUACUGUAUAAGGUACUCUGGUUCUAGCCAAUCUUAUUUGGGAUUCUCAACUUAAGCCAAGCCACAUUGAUGUUACAUGGGGAACCAAUUAGGAUUCAUGUUUGAUGUUGAUCCAUUUGUGCAUUUUAAUAGUGUAAAAUACAUCAUUUUAUUGUGGAUGUGAAUGUGACCAUUUUGUAUCUCAUAGAAUAAAGACUAUGAUGUUGUGAAAUACAUGGCCUUGA
This is a messenger RNA of Liolophura sinensis, 1881 nucleotides long. RefSeq names its product high mobility group protein B1-like. The record is from RefSeq and is a predicted model, not a curated record. The transcript has 5 exons. Lineage: Eukaryota; Metazoa; Mollusca; Polyplacophora; Chitonida; Chitonidae. The coding region runs from base 162 to 842 and encodes 226 amino acids.